AUGUCUUGUACGACGAGAAAAAAGAUCCUCAUAGGCUGCACAGGUAGUGUGGCGACAAUCAAGCUUCCUACUCUAGCGGAAAAAUUCUGGGAACAAAACUUGGAAGUUAGAGUUGUCGUGACGGAGAGAGCGAAGCACUUCUUCAAAGAGUCCGACCUGCCACCUGGUACCCAAAUAUUGUCGGAUACGGUGGAAUGGGCUGCCUGGCAAGAUAGAGGCGACCCUAUACUUCACAUCGAUCUUGUCAAGUGGGCAGAUUUGUACCUGAUUGCUCCUCUGGAUGCAAACUCCCUGGGGAAACUGGCCAGCGGUAUGUGCGAUAACAUACUUACCUGUGUCGCCAGAGCUUGGGACCCUGCUAAACCGCUUCUGUUCUGUCCUGCCAUGAAUACAAAGAUGUGGGAGCAUCCUGUCACUGGUCCUCAGAUAUCCAUGCUGAAAUCGUGGGGUUACAAGGAGGUUCCAUGCAUUUCCAAGACUUUGAUGUGCGGGGAUAAUGGGCUCGGUGCAAUGGCCGAAGUUGAUACGAUAGUUCAGACGACUCUCAGAGCUCUAAAUCCCUGGCACCCUUACCCUCCGUCGGAUCAUCUAUAUCCGUAAUGAGUUACAUGAAUGAUAGAAUCAUUUAUACAUAGACAUAUUUCAAAUAUUUUACCUGUUAUUAUAUUAUGUAUGAGUAAGUCAUAGGAUUCUUUUCAACAAUUGAAGCCUCAAAUGAAUAAUGAUGAGAUAAUUCGCUUCCCAAGAGCACAGUGACGCGAAAUAUGUCUUCGUUUUUGGUUCGAGACUUACGAUGCUGCACCAUUUAUAUCAAAGUUUAAUCUCUAAUUAAUGAUUAAUGCAUUAAAGAUAGAACAGUUGUCUAAGGAAGAUAUGUGGACUAUUAUUAUUGAAUAAUUCUAUAUUAAGGAGAUUCUAUAUGCUUACGAACACCAAAUUAUACAAUUUAGGCUAGCGAGAAUAUAUAGAAAAUGAGUCGUAGAUGAAGACUAUUCGAUAUUA
Molecule: messenger RNA, 1002 nt
Organism: Neodiprion fabricii
Lineage: Eukaryota; Metazoa; Arthropoda; Insecta; Hymenoptera; Diprionidae
Gene: Ppcdc
Product: phosphopantothenoylcysteine decarboxylase
Exons: 2
Coding region: 1-600 (199 amino acids)
Biological process (GO): coenzyme A biosynthetic process
Cellular component (GO): phosphopantothenoylcysteine decarboxylase complex
Molecular function (GO): FMN binding; phosphopantothenoylcysteine decarboxylase activity
Source: RefSeq, a predicted model, not a curated record